This is a messenger RNA of Ustilaginoidea virens, 2157 nucleotides long. RefSeq lists its product as uncharacterized. The record is from RefSeq and is a predicted model, not a curated record. Gene Ontology annotation, cellular component: membrane; microtubule; cytoplasm. The transcript is spliced from 3 exons. Gene Ontology annotation, molecular function: microtubule binding; GTPase activity; GTP binding. The coding region runs from base 1 to 2157 and encodes 718 amino acids. NCBI's taxonomy places the organism in Eukaryota, Fungi, Ascomycota, Sordariomycetes, Hypocreales, Clavicipitaceae.
AUGGAAGAAUUCCCUCAAGAAAAUCCUUCAGCCGAUGGGCUCGGCCACUUACGUCCCACCUCCACGGGCCGGCUCCUUGACCUCAUCGAGCAGGUCAGGGCAAAGGGCGUCGGCGACGUCGUGUCUCUACCUCAACUUGUCGUAUGUGGUGACCAGUCCGCCGGCAAGAGCUCCGUCCUGGAGGGCAUCACCGGCAUGCCCUUUCCUCGGAAGGAUGGGCUGUGCACCAGGUUUCCCACAGAGAUCAUAAUGCGGCAUGCUCGGGCGAGUGACACCUCCAUCGUCGCCAGCAUUCGACCAAGUAACUCAAGCACCCCGGGAAUCCAUCAAACCCUUGCAGCUUAUCGAAGACAAAUGGAAGGCAUGGCCGAGCUGCCCGAUGUCAUUAACAAGGUGUCCCGUCUCAUGAACAUCCGUGGCUAUGGAGACAAGGGCAGUCGCGCCUUUGCCGCCGACUCCCUUCGCAUCGAGAUCACCGGUGCUACUAGGCUGCAUCUGAGCGUUGUGGACCUCCCUGGUCUUAUAGCCGUGUCCAACGAGGAGCAAACGCAAGAUGAUGUCGAGGCAGUCCACGACAUGGUCGCCUCAUACCUCCGGAACCCACGAUCCAUUAUCCUCGCCGUGCUCCAGGCGAACAACGACAUGGCCAAUCAGCCAAUCAUCAAACUGGCGCGGCAGCACGACCCCCAGGGAGAGCGCACAGUCGGCAUCAUUACCAAGCCAGAUCUGAUCAACAAAGGUUCGGAAGCCAAGCUUGCUCUCAUUGCCAAAAACCAGGACAGUAUCAAGCUGAAGCUGGGGUUUUUCCUGGUCAAAAACCCCAGCCCCCAGGAGAUGAGCGAGGGUCUCACCAAGGAUGCGCGGUCCGCUCGCGAGCUGCGUUUCUUCUCAAGCGCAGAGUGGGCACGGCAAGGCCUCGACAUGGACCGCGUCGGCAUAGCGAACCUUCGCGCCUUUUUGCAAAAAUUGCUCGACACGCACAUCGAGAGAGAGCUGCCCAACGUCCGCGACGAGAUCAAGAAGGCUUUGAAAGACGGGACUGACCAGCUCAAGGAUCUGGGAGAUGCCCGUUCGAGUAUUGGGCACAUUCGAUCUUUCAUGACAGACAUCAGCAUGAAAUUCUGCCAACUGUUGCAGGCGGCUCUUGACGGAAGUUACCACAGCAUCGACGCUCGUUUCUUCGACAACCCCGAUUCUAGAUUACGGGCCCGUAUUCAAGAGACCAACACCAAUUUUGCCGCGCAUAUGCAGCAGUAUGGUCAGAAACGCAAGGUGUCAGACUCGGCCGAGGGCGAAUCUGUGAAUUCGACAAAGUCGUCCGACUCUUCAGGCCAGAACAGAACAGGUGAUCAACCAGCCCAACUCACAGUAUCGAAAAAAUCAAUGAUGGCCUGGGUGAAGAAGGUUUACCUCAGCACAAGAGGCCGCGAAUUGCCUGGAAAUAACAAUCCGGCAUUUCUGGCAGAACUCUUUCUGGAGCAGUCCCGCCUAUGGCCUGGUCUUGCUGAACAUCACAUCUGUAAUGUGCUGGGCAUUGUGUCCGGUUGGAUGCCAGUAGCUCUGCGUAAAACCAUCAGCGAAGACAGUGUCCGCGGACAUGUCCAUGCCAUAUUGACAGAAUGGCGGGACACUACCGAAAAGCUCGCUCUGGGUGAGCUGGAGAGACUGGUCGAGGACGAAAGGCGGGAUCCCCUGACAUACAACCAUUACUACACGGACAAUGUCCAGAAGGCCAGGCUCAACAGCCAGAAGGAGGCCAUCAGGAACGCAGUCAGCCACGCGAUAGCAGUGGAUCAUCGUGGAAAGCUGCUUAUUGGCAACACACGUGAGGAUCUCGAGGGGCUCAUUUCCUCCAUGGAGUCACGCAUCACACUCGACAUGGAUGAACAGGCGUGUAACGAAGCUGCGACGCAGCUCGAUGCGUACUACAAUGUCGCCCUGAAGACUUUUAUCGACAACGUGACGCGGCAAGUUGUCGAGCGCCAGAUAAUGGCUCCUUUCCGGGACGCCUUUUCUCCAAAGGCAAUCUCGCAGCUGUCGGAUGAAGAGCUGCUACGAAUCGGCAGCGAGCCAGAAGAGCAAACCCGAAAACGCGAGCAGCUGAGCAAGAUGGUCCAGGGGUUGAAGGACAGCCUCAAGCAGCUGGACCGGCUCUGA